Pelagomonas calceolata is the source of this 1333-nucleotide messenger RNA. NCBI's taxonomy places the organism in Eukaryota, Pelagophyceae, Pelagomonadales, Pelagomonadaceae. The record is from the annotation of a GenBank genome assembly.
CAAAGCUGUCGCAUCGGCUCAUCGCAGAGCUUCUCGCGCUGCGAGCUCGACCGCAGCUUGGUCUCGCAUCCAAAAAUCACUGCGCCUUUGCUCGCGCUGCCACACAGCGACCGGUAGCAGAGCACAUCUCAACCAGAGAGCAGCACAAAGAUGCUCAAAUACGCCGCCGCCGCAGCGAUCGCAGCGAUCCUCGGCAGCAAAUAUACAAGCCAGCCCCCACCUUACGACGACGGCGCCGCAUCACUCAUCAAGGUCGACGCGCGGCUCUUGGCGGGCAACGCCCACGGCGCGCCCUUCCCGCCGGUCUAUAAAGGCAAAUGGGCGCUGAACGACCGGCUAACCAAAGCGACGCGGCUCUACGAGGGACAGGUCGAGGGCAGCGAGUCCGUCGCGACGCUAAGUGAUGGGACGUUACUCACCGUCGACAAGUACGGCUGGGUCUGGACGGCGCCGCGCGGGGCCACGAAAGCCACCAAGAAAUGGUACGUCGGGCCCGGGCGACCUUUGGGAUUUCACGCUGUUGCCGAUGCUCUUUACGUCGCGUGCUCGCUCAAGGGCCUCCUCAAGCUCGAUAUGAGUAAAGGCACCCUGGAGGUCCUCGCCAAUCUUGCCGAAGACACGAAUCUUCCCCUAAACUACGUGAACGACCUCGACGUGGCUCCCAAUGGUGAUAUAUAUUUUACGUCGUCGACGGAACGAGGAGUGUUGUACAACGCGCGGAAGGGCUUCUACGACACGCUGCACUCCUACCUCCAGAACCUCUGCAAGGGCGACAAUACCGGGAGGUUGCUGAAAUACGACGCGGCGACGCGAACGACCAGUACUUUAUUAUCUGGUCUGUGGUACGCUAAUGGUGUGGCGUUGAGUGCGGACUACCGAGAUGUUAUGGUGGUCGAGACGAACUUGAAUCGCGUGCACCGCUACUCGCUGACAACAGGGAAAACCGAGGUUUUUGUGGACAAAAUACCGGCGAUGCCGGACGGGAUUUCCCGCAGUGCUGAUGGCGGCUUCUGGAUCGGCGGCGUCGUGCGGUUAUCUCCUUUGCCGCGGCUGCUGGCGCCCUAUCCAAAGCUGCGGACCUUGGUGUCUCAUAUUGUCGGGCCGCUAUUGCCGGUGGUGGCUAAGCCCGCGGGCCUCGUCUUCAAGGUCGAUUCUACCGGAAAGCCGGCGGACGCCUUGUAUGAUUUGUCAGGUGCGUACGUGUCGUCCGUGAGCGCCGUCGCGCAGGACGGCGACGCUCUAUAUCUGGGGAACCUGAACGGGGACUUCGUGUCUCGCGUGGAGCUGUCGCCGCCGCGGUGGAACCUUUGAGCGGUGGCGCGUAAGUUGUGGU